AUGGAGACGGAAGCGAGGGCGUUCGAGCAGCAUGUGGAGCUGGACGACGGCGUGCUGGCCACCUCGGCGCCGCUGGAGACGAGUCAGUUGGGACUUAUUAUUCUGCAAGUAAGCGAGGGACUCGUCGGUCAUCCCGAACUGAUCCAGAAGACGCGUGAUAUGCAAAAGCAGCUGGUGGAUCGAAAAGCCAUUGGUGCUGCAUCUGCCAUGAAGGAGAUGCUGGUAUUGCUCAAGGACAACAAGGAGGCGCUUGAGUACUUUAAGGGCAGUAUCGUACGAGUUUUAACGGGCCAAACGCUGCCAUCACAUCCCCCAGUAUUCCGUGGCACAGCCAUCGAGUCUGCAGCAAAAGAUGACAUGGCGGAGGUGGGGACGAUCCCUGCUGAGACAAAGGCGACACCUGCGACAGGGGCUGGUGAAGAAGAGUUGGGUGGGAAAAAGCUGGCGCCAACUCCUGGCAAGCAGACAGGAACUGCUCGCAAACACUCUCUUGGCAAGAGUACGGUGACCGAGUCGGAUGGAAAGUGCAAGCGCUUCAAGGCUGGUAACACCGGCGCAGAUACAGACGACGGUGCCGCUCUCCCACUUAGGUCAGCGUUGGCAGAGGAGACAAAAUAUGACUCCGAGGAGGCCAAGUUGCGUGCUACCAACCCAAUGCACACGAUCCCAACCCGAUGGGAGCAUUUGUAUUACAAGAAGGUGGAGGUGAUCAAUGUGAGCAACCGCCUGGCGAAAGAAAUGAUCCAGGCGAAGCGCUUCGCAGGCGAGCCGUUCUUGCUAGAGGGGCACACUGGCUGGCUAAAGCUUGCGCGUGGCUGGGUUAAGUCGGACGGCACGCUGGACACCACAGCUUUCCUGCAUGGCAUUCACGAUGUAAAAGUGCCGGUGCUAGAGCGCAACUACGAGGAGCGAAGUCCCAUCAAGACUCAUCUGCCGCUGAGUUACUAUGUCAAGAACUAUUGGGAGCACGGCAAGUCAGAUUACUACCUGCAUCAGUGGCAAUUUCCUUUGGACCCGAAAGCUAGUUCACUGCUUUGCUACAAGAGCGAAGAGCUGCCUGUGCUUGGGGACAACCUGCUGCAAUAUUGGUUGGACGCCGUGCGUGGUGACAACCCACUACAGUAUCUCUUCAUGGGUCAGAAAAGCACGAUGAGUCGUAUGCACUUGGAUCCGGGUGGUUUGGGUAUCACCAUCGCUCCAAUCGUCGGUACAAAACGUGUCACGAUGCUGCACCGCGAUGCAGCCAAGUUGGACUCUGUGCACGAAUCCGUGAACUUUCACGACAUUGAUUUAGACAAGUCUCCUCAACUGGCAUUCCUGCCAGCGUGGCGGGUCAGCGUGAAGCCAGGGCAGAUUUUGUACAUGCCUGAGAGCACGUUGCAUGCCUGUGAGAACGUCACGGCGUGCUUGUCGUAUCACCGUUUCCACGUCGACACGGCAAACCUCACUGGUUUUCUGCGGUCAUUCCUGGCGCAGGAUUCCCCGUCCAUUAAUCACGCUGAGAUACUUUGGAAUGCUGCGCACGAUGUGAUGUCUGCGAUCGAGAACGCUUAUCAAGCCAACAACGAGGUCCUCGACAAUACGGUCAUUACGCUGCGCAAGCUGGACACGCUGCGUGGCUUGCGUCAUGCUUGCCGUAUGCUAUCCUUGGAGCAAGUGCUGCCCACCGAAGACGCGUGGGACUGGAAAAAGCUUCUGGAAGACAUUGACCUCAUGUUAAUGCGCGUUGACCCGAGCGCUAAGUUGACUCCGAAGAAGAACUUGGCGCUCGAUUCUUCGGUCACUGGGCAAGCUAUGACUGAUCUGAAUGACGAGGACACGGUUGAAGCGAAGCGGGUCAUUGCGGCGGCAGCAAGCAAGAAAAAGCUGUCGCAGGGCAAGGUGGCAGCAACAGCUGCAACCGCUCACUGGAACUCGCUGAAUCUGAAGGUGGGAGACACCAUUGGCGUGCAGGUCUUUGAGAAGCGCAACCGGGCUGAAGUGUUGAAGGUCGUCCAUGACAAGGUGCUCGUACAGAUCCAUUACUCGGACUGGGAGUCCAUCUACGACGAGUACCUGCCAGUAUCGUCUCUCUUUCAGCGCAAGAAGGGAAAGAAGGUGGCUUUGAAGAAGACACCUGAAGUGGACGAGACAGUGAUGGCACGCUGGGGUAGUAACGGUGACCUGUACAACGCCAAGGUGCUGAAGGUCGUCCGCACGAACGCGUGCUACGUGCACUACCUCAAAUACGAGAAGGACUGGGACCAGUGGAUCCUGCCCGGCCACAUCUUCCGCAAGUAUCCUGGCCCUUGA
Molecule: messenger RNA, 2292 nt
Organism: Peronospora matthiolae
Lineage: Eukaryota; Oomycota; Peronosporomycetes; Peronosporales; Peronosporaceae
Source: the annotation of a GenBank genome assembly